AAGAGCUACAAGAGCCUCCAGCAAUCAGACCAUUAGAUCCAGAUUUCGAACAAGAAAUCUUUGCUGAAGAGCCACCACGAUGGCUCUUGGACAAUGCAGAAAACGGAAAUCAACCGAUUGUGGUAAAUGAGGAAAUCGAAGGAUAUUCUUCGCCUGAUGAGAAUGAACACAACCCGGAUGAUCUGAUAGCCAAUGAUCUGGAAGAGGUUGUUGAAGAAGCUCCCCAGCUCAGAAAUAUUGAAGAUGACCCGGUCGAACUCAUGGCUAAUGAUUUGGAGGAGGUUGUAGAAGAGGCUCCCCAGCCCAGAAAUAUCGAAAAUCAACCAAUCGUGAUAGACGAGGAGUUUGAAGCGUAUUCGACGCCCGGCGAUAAUGAAGAUGACCCGGAUGAACUCAUAGCCGAUGGUUCAGCAGCCAUAGAAGAAGCUCCCCAGCCCAGAAAUAUUGCGGUAGGUGCUAUCCGAAGACAAAGCAAUUCGGUGAUUCGUAAUGAGUUUGUUGUAGGCCCUGCAUCGGAGCCAAAUUCGGCGAGACAAAAAAGAAAUAAGCGUCGGAAAGCGAUGAGAAAAAGAGCGGUGGCACGUCGAUUUGCCGAACGGAGGGAGGAAUCUGCUGAAACACAAGAGCAGGAGGAACGGAGGGAGGAAUCUGCUGAAACACAAGAGCAGGAGGAACGGAGGGAGGAAUCUGCUGAAACACAAGAGCAGGAGGAACGGAGAGAGGAAUCUGCUGAAACACAAGAGCAGGAGGAACCUCAAGAAGCCGAGAACCGUCGACAUAGCGAGGAGAAUAAUGACAUGUUUGCAAAAACGGAUUGUUCGUUUCGAGAUUCGUGCAAGGUGUGCUUAUUGGCGAAAGCGACGCACCUCUACCUGCCCUGUGGGCAUUGCUGUUGUUGUUCCGACUGUGCAGAAGUCUUAUGGAACCAAUUUUUAGAAAGACGGUGUCCAAUAUGUCGGACACGGGCAUCCGAAGCUCCUCGAAGAAUAUUCCAACCGUCAGAAUUUUGAAAAAAAUGAAUAAAUAAAUGAAAAAAAUAUAUCUACAUAAUAUUUCUACAUAGAAGGAAAUUAUAUUACAAGUAA
Messenger RNA from Venturia canescens, 1085 nucleotides. RefSeq names its product glutamic acid-rich protein-like. The coding region runs from base 261 to 1010 and encodes 249 amino acids. The transcript has 11 exons. The record is from RefSeq and is a predicted model, not a curated record. Lineage: Eukaryota; Metazoa; Arthropoda; Insecta; Hymenoptera; Ichneumonidae.